CUGUCCGCAAAUCGAUCUCCAUCAUGGCUUCGACGCAAGAGACACCCGCCGCACGGCGCUUGAAACACAUCAAGCACAUCAUCAUCGUUUGCUCUGGGAAAGGCGGGGUUGGCAAGUCCUCCGUCUCCGCUCAACUCGCUCUCUCGUUGCAUGCCUCGUCUCCAACGGCUCGUGUUGGCAUUCUCGAUGUCGACCUCACAGGACCAUCCAUACCUCGGAUGCUUGGUAUGGAUGGCCAUGGAGUGCAUCAGAGUAGCGAUGGCUGGGUACCAGUCUACGCCGACGGCACCGAAGCGAGGUUGGCAUGCAUGAGCGUCGGGUUCUUGUUGAAAAAGAAGGAGGACUCAGUUGUAUGGAGAGGUCCGAAAAAGAACGCGAUGAUUAGGCAGUUCCUCAGCGAUGUAAGGUGGGGUGACCUAGACUAUUUGGUCAUCGAUACACCUCCAGGAACAUCGGACGAGCAUCUAUCUCUUUUGGAGCAUAUGGCGCCUGUCCAUGAUCGCCUCUCCGCGGUGAUUGUCACCACGCCGCAAGCCGUCGCCCUGAUGGACGCCAUGAAAUGUCUCUCCUUCACCCGCGCAGUCUCCCUGCCCGUUCUGGGCGUUAUCGAGAACAUGAGCGGAUACGUGUGUCCAUGCUGUGGCGAAAUAAGUAAUGUGUUUUCGACUGGAGGGGGACAGGAAAUGGCGAGGCGCGAGGGGCUGCCGUUUCUGGGCAGCCUUCCAGUUGACACAGAGCUUGUGACUCUUCUGGAUGCCGCCGAAAUCGAAGAACAGGGGGCGGAAACGACCUCGGGCGAAAGGGAUGACAAUGUAGAGCGUUCCUUUGGGCUUCUUCGGCGCUAUCAGCAGACGUCUUCGGCGAAGCUCUUCAAGAAUGUCGUCGACAUGCUGGUACAGAAGCUGCCAGCGGCAGAAGAGGCCGUCCGAUAAUCGAUGAGCAUCACACAAUAUAUGGAAGAUAUGUAUGUAUUUUUGUUGUACUGCUAUCAUCUUAUUCCAUGU
Molecule: messenger RNA, 1004 nt
Organism: Heterobasidion irregulare TC 32-1
Lineage: Eukaryota; Fungi; Basidiomycota; Agaricomycetes; Russulales; Bondarzewiaceae
Exons: 2
Coding region: 24-932 (302 amino acids)
Biological process (GO): iron-sulfur cluster assembly
Cellular component (GO): cytosol
Molecular function (GO): 4 iron, 4 sulfur cluster binding; ATP-dependent FeS chaperone activity; ATP binding
Source: RefSeq, a predicted model, not a curated record